UCCAUUCCCACUCGCCCACAGCGAAACAAGAAAAACACCCACAGCGAAAAUGUCUCCUGUCCCAGCUUUCACUCCUACACUAAUCUCCAAAUCCACCGUCUAUCCCACCCAAAAAUCCACCCUCCAAAACCUCAGACUCUCAGUCUCAGACCUUCCAAUGCUCUCCUGCCAAUACAUCCAGAAAGGCGUCUUGCUCACCCGCCCUUCCAUACCGUCGGACGCCCUUAUCACUAUCCUCAGAUGCGGCCUCUCCGAAACCCUCUCCCACUUCCCUCCCCUCGCCGGCCGUCUGACAACCGAUCCCGACGGCCACAUCCACAUCUCCUGCAACGACGCUGGUGUCGACUUCGUCCACGCCACUGUCGGAAACCUGACACUCUUCGAUGUCCUGUACCCUGUCCACGUGCCGGAUUCCGUCAAGGGGUUUUUCUCCUUCGCGUUUGACGGCACCGUCAGUUAUGACGGCCAUUUCCGCCCGUUGCUCGCCGUCCAGGUGACGGAGCUGGCUGACGGCGUCUUCGUCGGCUGCGCCGUUAAUCAUGCUGUCACCGACGGGACGUCGUUCUGGAACUUCUUCAAUGCGUUCGCCGAGGUCUGCAGGGGCGCGAAGUGGAUCUCGAGGCUGCCGGAUUUCAGCCGGAACUUCUUCGGCGAGUCGACGGCGGUGUUGAGGUUCCCGGACGGAGCCCCGACAGCGAUAUUCUCUGGCAACGGACCGUUGCAGGAGCGGAUCUUCCAUUUCAGUAGGGAAUCCAUCCUCGAGCUGAAGUCGCGAGCUAACGGACGUAAACAGCUGGGAGAUAACGGCGUCAACAUGGCGGAGAUUCUGGGAAAGGAAAGCCACGACGAUCCCCGGAUCAGUAACGGAAAGAUAACGUCCGUCUUGCAGAGCCUUCUACGAAGCAGCCUCUGGAAACAUCAAGAUCCGCAGGAUCGAACGGCAGAGAUCUCGUCUUUCCAAGCGCUCUCCGCGCAGCUGUGGCGAUCCAUCACGCGCGCGAGGAAGCUACCUGCAGCUGCCGAUACCACGUUCCGGAUGGCGGUGAACUGUCGCCACAGGAUCGAGCCACGUGUUGAGCCGCUGUACUUCGGGAACGCGAUCCAGAGUAUCCCGACUGUCGCUUCUGUAGGGGAAGUCCUGUCUCGGGACUUGAAGUGGUGCGCGGGCCUUUUAAAUAAGAACAUUGCGGCGCACGGGGACGCUAAGGUGCGCCGGGAGGUGGAGGAUUGGGAGAGAGACCCGAAAUGCUUCCCGCUGGGAAACUUCGACGGGGCGUCCAUCACGAUGGGGAGCUCGACCCGAUUUCCAAUGUACGAUAACGAUUUUGGGUGGGGCCCACCCAUGGCGGUACGUAGCGGUCGGGCGAAUAAGUUCGAUGGGAAGAUAUCGGCGUUUCCGGGUCGGGAAGGAGGUGGGAGCGUGGAGCUGGAGGUAUGCUUGAAGCCCGAUACGAUGCGUGCGCUCGAGGCCGAUACGGAGUUCAUGCAGUACGUUACGAGGAUAGCGUAACGGUACCGGUCAUGUUGGGAGGUGUGACCUCAUCCGAGAAUAGAAGAGUCAUUUGAUCAUCUGUCAGAGUGUGAUAAUCGAUGCACUUGCGCUUAAAUUUGUACACGUGGCAUGCUUGUAAGUUCAAAAUAUGCUGUCCGAUUCGUGGGGCCCACCUUAGGUAGGACAUUAUCCAAACUCAUGUUGAGUGAAUGAACCUGACAGCUCUGAUUAAUGAACUUUUGGUUAUUGGAUAUA
Messenger RNA from Magnolia sinica, 1747 nucleotides. Its product is annotated as protein ENHANCED PSEUDOMONAS SUSCEPTIBILITY 1-like. The record is from RefSeq and is a predicted model, not a curated record. Bases 50 to 1510 code for a protein of 486 amino acids. NCBI's taxonomy places the organism in Eukaryota, Viridiplantae, Streptophyta, Magnoliopsida, Magnoliales, Magnoliaceae. The transcript has a single exon.